Molecule: messenger RNA, 1372 nt
Organism: Odontomachus brunneus
Lineage: Eukaryota; Metazoa; Arthropoda; Insecta; Hymenoptera; Formicidae
Product: probable dimethyladenosine transferase
Exons: 5
Coding region: 363-1283 (306 amino acids)
Biological process (GO): rRNA methylation
Cellular component (GO): mitochondrial matrix
Molecular function (GO): rRNA (adenine-N6,N6-)-dimethyltransferase activity
Source: RefSeq, a predicted model, not a curated record
AUGCACAUUUUCUCACUCUAACUUAUUGCAGUUCAGCAGUGCAGCUACAAAGAACAGGCCUUUAUAUACAUGCUUGCUUUAUUAAGUUCCGAUUUAACCGCCGGCACGAUAAGACGUAUCUGAACAAGUUCAGACCAGUGAUUUUUGGAAGUUGCCUUGAAACCUGCCAAGGCCUUAUUCAUACAUAUCUCAUUAGAAUGGUGUUGGGGAAAAAUCGUAGGAUUAUCUGGAACCAAUAUUGAGAAAGAGAGAGAGAGAGCUUGCUUUAUUGGCGUACACGUGGUUAACCAUUUAAAACGUUUUUAUUUAGUUAGUGCGUAUAUUUGUUAAAAUACAUGCAUUUUAAUUUUUAAGCAAACACAAUGCCGAAAGUUCGCACACAAGUUACAGCUCGUGUCCAUAAAGAAGUAGCGAGACAAGGGAUCUUGUUCAAUAAGGAUUUUGGCCAGCAUAUUUUGAAGAAUCCUUUAAUUAUACAAAAUAUGGUUGAGAAAGCUGCUCUCAGACCAACUGAUGUUGUAAUGGAGAUUGGUCCUGGUACAGGCAACAUGACAGUAAAAUUACUGGAAAAGGCGAAAAAAGUUAUAGCGUAUGAAGUCGAUACGAGAUUGGUAGCGGAAUUACAAAAACGUGUUCAAGGAACAAUAUAUCAACCAAAAUUACAUAUAGUUAUCGGAGAUAUACUGAAAGCAGAUUUACCUUUUUUUGACUUGUGUGUCGCUAAUAUACCAUACCAAAUAUCAUCGCCAUUAGUGUUUAAAUUACUUUUACACAGACCACUGUUCAGAUGUGCUGUACUCAUGUUCCAAAGAGAAUUUGCAGAGCGUUUGGUGGCCAAACCUGGUGACAAGUUGUAUUGUCGCUUAAGCAUCAACACACAAUUAUUAGCACGAGUAGAUAUGCUGAUGAAAGUCGGAAAGAAUAACUUCAGACCUCCACCCAAAGUAGAAUCAAAUGUAGUGAGGAUUGAGCCGAGAAAUCCACCACCACCAGUUAAUUAUCAAGAAUGGGACAGUUUGACCAGAAUUGCGUUUCUAAGAAAAAAUAAAACUCUUUCUGCAGCCUUUAAGCAAACCACAGUCAUCACUAUGUUGGAAAAAAAUUACAGGAUCCAUUGUUCUUUGAAUAACAAGAUUAUUCCGAGCGAUUUUGAUAUCAAGAAAUUGAUACACUGUGUCUUGGAGAAAGUAGGAGCCAAGAACAAACGAGCUAGGACCAUGGACACAGAUGAUUUUAUCAGCCUCUUGCAUAUAUUCAACGCGGAAGGUGUACAUUUUGCAUAAUUUAUGAUAUUAGGCUAUUAUAUAUUACAAUUCGUUAAAUUUAGAAUUUUUUAUAGAACAAAUAUACAAAUAUAUUUUAUUAAAACAAA